This is a messenger RNA of Carcharodon carcharias (great white shark), 507 nucleotides long. Its product is annotated as protein SPO16 homolog. Gene Ontology annotation, cellular component: chromosome. The transcript is spliced from 5 exons. Gene Ontology annotation, biological process: reciprocal meiotic recombination; synaptonemal complex assembly. Bases 1 to 507 code for a protein of 168 amino acids. The record is from RefSeq and is a predicted model, not a curated record. Lineage: Eukaryota; Metazoa; Chordata; Chondrichthyes; Lamniformes; Lamnidae.
AUGGCGACGAGCGGGGCUGUGAUCGUCAGCGCCGCCCUUCAGCAUCAUGAAGCUAUUUUGUCUUUGUCUAAUCAGCACCAGCGAAUUAGGUUCUCUGACUCUGUGGUAACUGGAUCAAUCAUUUUCCCACUUUCAGGUAUUGCCUUUAUUAUAGUAGAGAUUCAAGAUUUCUGUGACAAUUCUACAGAAACAAAACUGAUAGAUCGGAUUGAGCAAUUUGUUCGUAUUCAUCGCAACAGUUUCCUGCUUUUGGCUGCAGCCCUUUAUGGUCCUAUAGAAUGGGAAAUACUAUUUAAAAUUCAACAAAGGUUUUUAGGUAGUAAUCUGAGAAUCAUACCUGCACACAAUGCUGGUGAUAUAGUCAAGAGUAUGCUCACUAUAGCCAAGGUUACAUGUAAACCACAUGUGGACAGUGUUCGUGACCGCAUUGCUAUGAUCCGAGCCCAGGUUAUAGAACGUAGUCCUGUCUGGGAGAUGCUUCACAAGCGACAGAUAAAUGAUGCAUAA